AUGCCAUUUUCCCCCCGGAUCGGAAAUGGGAUAAGUGAAAUCUUGACUAGCGUUGGCGGCACCCUUUGUUGACGACUCUCCUUCUGACUCUGUAACCGGUUGCCGGGCAUAUGUAACUAACAGAUUCUCGACUGAUCGGCGGAUCCUUCUGAACCAGUCAUAUGCUUCUGACCUUGGAGACUUUCCGGGUCGUCGCAUUCCCUAUCCGAGUCAGCUAGCCCAUGAUCUAAGGGAUGCGGUCUAUCCUAAUUUGCCUGCUGCUGAAUACGGCAACCCAGUCUAUUGCCACCGCCCGACCGACUGUUCGGCAAGAUUCGAGCGUGACCGUUCUCUCGGCUUCUCAGAUAUCUGAAUGGACUAUUCCAGCUUACCUAGCAUCGGCAGCGUAUUGUCCUGGGAAUACUAUUCAGAGCUGGAACUGUGGACCUGCCUGCGGUAAUGUCUCAGAGCCCAAUGGUAUAGUGACAGGUGGUGACGGCGACUUUGUUCAACGAUGGUUCGUAGCGCAGACGUCGGACGGUACGACCGUCUUAUCCAUCUCCGGGACCAACACUUCGUCCAUCGAAUCCAUCGGAAUCGAUAUUGAUUUCCCACUCGUCGAGGUGGAUGAGACAUUCUUCCCCGAUUCUACCGGAGUCGAACUCCAUCAAGGCUUUUAUGGCGCUUUCAAACGUAUUCAAGGUGGCAUACUUGCUGGCGUAGUCGCUCAAGCAAGACAAGGGGAUAUCCUCGUCGUCGGUCAUUCGCUCGGUGCCGCAUUGACUCAGAUCACAGCCACGUACCUCCAGAAACAAUUUCCUGCCCGAGUCGUCACCGCCAAGUCCUUCGCACCUCCUCGAAGCGGGAACAAAGCUUGGGCAGACUACGUCGAUGUGACGCUAGGGAGCAAUACCGGACACAUGAUCAAUUAUGCUGAUGACGUACCGCAUCUACCGCCAAGACCAUGGCACUUCCAACAUGCAAGCGGAGAGAUUUGGAUCCUCAAGGACGGGACGACCUAUGAGGCGUGUGGCGGUCGGGAGAAUCCUGUGAGUUUGUAGAUGCCGUGUACAGUAGGGACAGAGGCUAAAAGAUUCUUGGCAUCCUUUGCUCCCUCAGGCAUGUGCUGACAGCCUUGAUACUCCUAUCGGGGAGCUGGCUCUGGUCGAGUCCUUCAUUGAUGACUUUGAUUUGAAAGAGCAUCUGGGUCCUUAUGCCGGCGUCAUAAUCACGUCUGCAGAUUGUGCGAG
Molecule: messenger RNA, 1229 nt
Organism: Kockovaella imperatae
Lineage: Eukaryota; Fungi; Basidiomycota; Tremellomycetes; Tremellales; Cuniculitremaceae
Product: Alpha/Beta hydrolase protein
Exons: 7
Coding region: 234-1040 (268 amino acids)
Biological process (GO): lipid metabolic process
Source: RefSeq, a predicted model, not a curated record